AUCUAUGGUACGAAGAAAUUUUCAACUAAACCAAUCAGAUUAUCCAAAUUUUCAAGUUAAUAGAGAAAAAUGUAACUACUUUCACUAUACAUAUGAUAAAUUUAUUAUUAUUUUACCAUUUUUAAAUUGAAAAAUCGAUUAAGAAAAAUAACUUCGAUAAUUCUCGAAAAUUAACAUUGCAACACGACCCUGACGCAACCUCAAUUUUGGAAUCUUGUAUGUUCGAUUAUCGUUGUUUACAAACAACUCGGUCGACUAACUACUCCUACCAAUAAUCAAACUAAAAAUGAAUAACAAUCAAUAAAACAGGGUUGCCUAUGCGGUAUUAAUUUUUAUUUUUGCAUAAUCUUUUAUCAAUACUUUUGUUUUUGUAUGAAAAUAUUAGAUUAAUGUUUUCUGCAAUCAAUGUUUAACAAUACACAUAUCGAUUACUUAACAUAAAACGCUAUUAAAAAAAAGAGAUCAACCAUGUUAUCAUCAAUUGUCAAGGAACACCAAAGUAAACAAGCAGCAAGAAAGGAAAGACAAGAACAGAAACGUAAGGAGGCUGUUCAAGCUGCUAACAAUUUAACUCAAGCACUUGUAGAUCAUUUAAAUGUUGGGGUAGCACAGGCAUAUUUGAAUCAAAAAAAGCUUGAUGCUGAAGCUAAACAAUUACAACACAGCGCCACCAAUUUUGCUAAACAAACGCAAUCCUGGUUGAAUUUAGUGGAAUCAUUUUCAAGUGCCUUGAAAGAAAUUGGUGAUGUAGAAAAUUGGGCUCGAAGCAUAGAAGGUGAUAUGAGAACUAUUGCCACUGCCUUGGAAUAUUCUUACAAAGCUACACAAGAAACUCAAGCUGCAGGAUCAUCUUAAAAGCACAGAUUUAUAAGUGCUUUGUUUCUCUAGAUUUAUAUGCGAUAGAUUGUUUUAUUUUAUCCAUUCCAUAGAUGAAAAAUUAUAAAUUAUUUAUAUAUU
This is a messenger RNA of Polistes canadensis, 957 nucleotides long. RefSeq names its product biogenesis of lysosome-related organelles complex 1 subunit 1 (gene Blos1). Gene Ontology annotation, biological process: endosomal transport. NCBI's taxonomy places the organism in Eukaryota, Metazoa, Arthropoda, Insecta, Hymenoptera, Vespidae. Bases 469 to 855 code for a protein of 128 amino acids. The record is from RefSeq and is a predicted model, not a curated record. The transcript is spliced from 5 exons. Gene Ontology annotation, cellular component: BLOC-1 complex.